AGGAGUAGACGGGGGUUGGUCCUGACACUGCCUGUCCUGUAUCUGGACCCUCUUCCGCCACCGCUCGCCCAGACGCUGCAUCGGAAAAAGGGACUGCAUAGCCAUGGCAGGCCCAAGCACUUUCAACGACCAUAUGUGGGAGCUGAGUCCGUACGAGUUGCACCGCAAACCGCACGAGAUGGUGACGGACUCCACCGUCGUAGCCGUGUCUCCGCGCGCCCUCCGCAGCGAGCUCAUGUGCCCCAUCUGCCUGGACCUUAUGAAGAACCCGCUGACCACGAAAGAGUGUCUGCACAGGUUCUGUCAGGAGUGCAUCAUUACAGCUCUGCGCAGUGGAAACAAGGAGUGCCCCACCUGCCGAAAGAAGCUCGUUUCCAAACGAUCCCUGCGGUCCGACCCUAAUUUUGAGGCCCUUAUUAACAAGAUUUACCCUGAUCGUGAGGGACUGAAUGUUCAGGUGGAGAAGUACACGCCGCGACGAAGCCAGCUCAUCACCAGGCGCAAGAGAAAGGCUCCGGACUCCCGAGACAACACGGAAACUCCGCCCCCUGAGGAGAAAAGGUCAAAGGACUCGCCCUCUUCAGACAUGGGAGACCUCAGCUCUCCUUCUCCUCCUCUUACUGACGAAGAUGAUGACGAGGUCGAGAUGCAAGUGAGGCCACACCCACAAGAUGCCUCCGUCACCAACUUCCCAAUCCGUAACCUGGCAACAGUACCCGUGGCGACGGUUGCGCACAUUCUGAAAUACAUCAUGGACUACCCCAGUCUGGACAAGAGAGGACCAAAGCCGGUGGUGACUGGAGAUAGUAGCCAUGCAGUUAGCAGUAAAUUCAGUCUCUACAUUCAGUUUGGAGACGAUGGGCAAUACACUAUGCUGCCUGGAGACCACUUUGAGGCAGAUAUGUGAGAUUACUGGACACCGGGUGACAAACUCAACCUGUACUUUGCCCUCGACGAUCGACUCGGGGAAACAGUGCAGUAAUGCAUCACCACGGCAACCACACACAUACACGUACUCACAUACACAAGUCGCGUGAAGUAAAUCCCUCGUGGCAAUCGUCCUUUGUUACCUCCUGCCAUUGACACUCGGAGAUCUUCACUAUUUCUCAGAUUUCUUGCGUGUGCAACCAAGACGUAUCUUCUUGUACAGUUGUACAACUCCAAGUCAUAUAGUGUGUGUGAAUCAAUUUAAUCACAGUGUAUAUUAUCAUAGCGUGGGUCCUCAAAGAAAGGACAAUGUGUGGGCGGCACUGCACAU
Molecule: messenger RNA, 1258 nt
Organism: Geodia barretti
Lineage: Eukaryota; Metazoa; Porifera; Demospongiae; Tetractinellida; Geodiidae
Source: the annotation of a GenBank genome assembly